Molecule: messenger RNA, 1110 nt
Organism: Neohortaea acidophila
Lineage: Eukaryota; Fungi; Ascomycota; Dothideomycetes; Mycosphaerellales; Teratosphaeriaceae
Exons: 2
Coding region: 210-857 (215 amino acids)
Biological process (GO): riboflavin biosynthetic process; FMN biosynthetic process
Cellular component (GO): mitochondrion
Molecular function (GO): riboflavin kinase activity
Source: RefSeq, a predicted model, not a curated record
GUGUUGUGUUUCACGCAGAACCCGAAAAAGGCGGUUGUUAUCGAUGGAUUACCCGUGGAUGGGCACGCCAUUCGGUGACAAACCUUAAGCAAUUCUGGCGCCCGCGGCUCAGCCGCAUGCUCCAUAUCUACAUCGCCCUUCUAUACGCCUAGCAAUCGAAUCGUCAUUUGAAGCCACCACAGCUGGGCCGGCCAUCCUUUCCCAUCAGAAUGCCGCAAGACGGAUCUCGCGACCCCAUCGCCGGGCCAGACAGCGGUCCUGCGCCGCCAUUCCCGCUGAGACUCAAUGGAAAGGUGAUUAAAGGCUUCGGACGAGGGAGCAGCGAGCUCGGAAUACCCACGGCAAACAUCCCGAUCGAUGGCCUGAGCGUUGGAGGCAACAAAGACCUGGAGUCCGGCAUUUACUUUGGCUGGGCUGGCCUGUCCACCUCUGAUGCCACCAACGCGCACCCUCCUGGAACGAAAGGGAAAUACGAGUUGAUGAAGGCCGACAUCUACGAUGACUUGACGGCCAAGAUGCAGCAGCACGCAGCGCCGGACACCUCGUCCAGCCACGGCGCCGUGUAUCCCAUGGUGAUGAGCGUUGGCUUCAACCCCUACUACAACAACACGGUGCGAAGUGUCGAGGUGCACAUCAUGCACGACUUCCAGGUCAACUUCUACGAAACGCACAUGAAUCUCAUUGUCCUCGGCUUCAUCCGCGGAGAGGCCGACUAUACCACCAAGGAGGCUCUGAUCGAUGACAUCAAGACGGACAUCGACGUCUCCGGAAGGAGCCUAGGGAGGAGAGAGUACCUGAGUUUCGCCAAAGACCCCUACUUGACGGAGUUUAGCGGUAGGAGUGAGAUAGCUAGCUGACGGUCUUGAUGGAGCUUGGUAGAAGCCACGAUACAAUCAAUACAUAGUUUAGAGGUUACAAGUGAGCUGCGUAAUGCGUCGUCCAAGAGCGCCAGCAGAGGUAGAGCGCUCAAGCACCACCCUCGCGCUUCGCAUAUUCCUCCUCAAUCCGUUCCUCGUACUCCCGAUCGCGACGUGCCUGUUCUUCGUCGACAUCCUCGAUGCGGCGGCUGGCCGUGGCCCCUUGCGGACCGCCGAGCUGCUCUCGGCCCUG